Messenger RNA from Tribolium castaneum (red flour beetle), 5886 nucleotides. RefSeq names its product EGF-domain O-GlcNAc transferase (gene Eogt). The record is from RefSeq and is a predicted model, not a curated record. NCBI's taxonomy places the organism in Eukaryota, Metazoa, Arthropoda, Insecta, Coleoptera, Tenebrionidae. Gene Ontology annotation, molecular function: protein O-acetylglucosaminyltransferase activity. The transcript is spliced from 4 exons. Gene Ontology annotation, cellular component: endoplasmic reticulum lumen. The coding region runs from base 166 to 1722 and encodes 518 amino acids.
UAUUUUACCGUUCAAUUCCACUUUUUUGUUGAAAUAAAUUCAAAAAAAAAUUUUUCUUGGUUGGUAGCGCUGACCAUUAACCUCAACCUUCGAAAGCUAACCUCAAAACCGUGCCAAUGAGUUUUCCUCGCCUAAUUCGCUUAUUUUAGUGUUAAAAACUCCACAAUGUUCGCAUUUUUUACGUUAUUUUUAACCGCGGCCACCGUAACGUAUUGUGAUAACUUUUCCAGUAUUAACCUCCCCGAUUCUCACUUACCAUAUUACUUCACUAACUUUCCCAAAAUCAGGGAAAAGUGCGACAAAGACCCACAAUGCCCUUACAAAACCUCUCUAAACAGCCCCAAAUGCUGGGGCUACGAAUACAACUGUCUGGAAUCGGAGCGCUUUUCAGCGCCCCGAUGCCCAGGCGACCACAAAGGCUGGGUCAAGUCCAAGUCCGACCAAAUUAACACUUUUUACACCCAAGCCGAUUUCGGCUUUGUUAAGCAACAAUUGCGCGAGAUGAAACUGCUCUGUGAGCCCCUUUUCGCCGACGAUAGUUCUCUCGAGUGUUCGGAACAUUUGCGCUUUUGUCGGGGGCGCAACCUCAUGAUCAACUUCACCGAUUUGCGGACGCGCGAGGACCCAAUCAGGUACAAAAUGGACGUUUUAAAAGACGGCCAAAUUGGGGGCUACUGCGACUUUAAACAAGCGGCACUGGAGGAGCAGACGGACCACUUGAGCCCCUUGCAGAGCUGGGCCCCCGAAAUGAGGUACUUCGCUAGGCUUGCGCGUAGGCCGAUAGUCGAAGGCGAUUGCGAUGUAGUGAUAGAGAAACCCACGUUUAUUAUGAAAAUUGACGCUACGGUGAAUAUGUACCACCAUUUCUGCGAUUUUCUCAAUCUUUAUGCUUCAAUACAUUUGAAUUCGACCCAAUGGGACGCUUUCUCGACCGAUGUUCACGUGUUGAUUUGGGAGACUUACACGUACAGGUCGGCGUUCGGGGACACCUGGGAGGCUUUCACCGAUCAUCCCGUUUGGGAUUUGAAGACUUUUAGGGGCGAAACCGUGUGUUUUAAGAACGUGGUGUUCCCCCUUUUGCCUCGCAUGAUUUUCGGGCUGUAUUACAACACCCCGAUUAUCUACGGGUGUGAGAACAGCGGCCUGUUUCAAGCCUUCUCCCAACAUAUUUUACACCGACUCAAAAUCCCCUUUCACCCUCGGAACAAUAGGAAAAUUAGAAUUACGCUUCUUGCCCGCGAUACGAAAUAUCGCAGGAUUUUGAACGAGGACGAACUUGUUGAAGCCUUGGCGAAAAAUCAUGACUAUGAAGUGCAAAAAGUUGUCUACAAUAAGGACGUUCCGUUCAAGAAACAGUUAGAGAUUACGCGGAAUUCCGAUGUUUUAAUUGGGGUACAUGGGGCUGGCUUGACGCAUUUAUUGUUUUUACCGGACUGGGCGGCUGUUUUUGAAUUGUACAACUGUGAAGAUGCGAACUGUUAUUUCGAUCUGGCAAGGUUAAGGGGGCUCAAGUAUGUCACGUGGGAGAAACUGGAUAAACUAAAGUCACAGGAGGAUGGAACUCAUGAUGGUGGGGCUCACGCCAAAUUCGCCAAUUACUCUUUCGACGUAAAAGAGUUUUUACGAUUAGUUGCAAAGGCAGCAAAACACGUUGAAAACCAUCCCGAUUUUAAAAAUUUAAUUUCCAAACUUGAUAAUGAAAUGGACCAUGACGAACUGUAAUUUAUUACAAACUUUGACUAAUUGUUACUAAUGAGAUUAACUGUUUUUUUACUAAAUUAUUUAUUUGUACGUAAAAAUGUGAGAUAAAUAAAAUACUUGAAAGUCGAUUAGAGUUUUAAUUUGAUUUGUUUUGUAAAAAGGACACAUACAAUUGCGCAGUUGACCAACAUAUAAACGGUAAUAAUUCCUAAACUAACAACAGACGAAACUUGAAGUGUAUCACAUAAAACGUUGACUAGGCCGGUUAAUAAAUUACUGACCAGGAAAAAAACUAAACCGUUGUAGUUAAUAGCUUGAAAAAUGAGCGGUAGUUGGAGGUUGACAUGUAGCUUAUUCCUGAAAGUAUCUUCUAAAAUUUUCGCAAAAAUAUAGUAAAGUCCAGUCAUGAAAAUCCCAAUAAAAAGAACCCAAAAACAGUAGGCCGAGUUUGCCAAUUUCCGGGAAAUCCCACAAUACUUUUGCCAGAUUUGUGACAAAAACAGCAUCAAAGUGGCCAAAAAAACAAACUUGAUCACGGUUUUCUUAACCCCUUCCCCCCCUUUUUUCAAACCGACGAAGUAACUAAAAUUGGCCGAAAACAUGUACAAGGAGACGUACCCAAAACACGAGAUGAUCCCCUCUCUAUUAGCGGUCAAAAAAUUGCUACGUUUGUGAUCAUCCAUAACGAAAUUUUUCAAGCCACCCUGUAGCAAAGACUCGUGCGAUAGCAACAACAAAGUCGCAUUGAUAAAAAUAUAUUUGACUUCAAUCACGCUAAAAACGAGCGAAACUACGAUUUUGAUCACCGCCAGCGAUAUGAAAAAAUUCCAGUGGACCCCAUAUUCAGUCACCGGGACGUGAUAACCCAGCAGUUUUGUUCCAAAAAAGCGCCCCACGCCCAGUACCAAUAGCGGUACAGCCCCCUUGAGCGACCUCCCCAGGUCGGUCCGGCCCGCAUCCACGAUCCCGUUGGAGAAAAUGAACAGCCCCACGCCCACAUCCAUGAGACUGUACCCGUACGUCUUGGUUUUGGCAAACCGGCGCGGGAAAAUUAAAAAAUCAACGGCCAGAAUCGCAAUCACUGAAAUUAUGUUGAUGGUGGAGCGGCUGUUAGUGAUGUAGUCGUGGGUUAGGGGGGCUUGUGGUGGUUUGGCGGAGAGGGGCUUGGAGCCCCGCAGCCACAAAAUCAGCGAUAGGGUGAUGAUGAGAAAUGUGGAGAGGAGUUCGAAAGUGUAGUCCGAUAAUACUGUCACGUUUAAAAUAAUGGGGAGGACUAGAGUGAGGAAUUCUAUGGUGAAUUGGAGGGGGAGGUUUUUGGGGCGGGUUUGGAGCAGGGUCACGAUUAUUGUGGUGAUGGUGGUGUAGAAAAGGCUCGGGAGGAUUACGCCGAUUAUUUCGUAGGGGGUGGUCCCCGUGGAAUGCAUCAGGUGGUCCCUUUGGGACUUGGACAUCUUGACCGGUCAAAAAUCUGGAAAAAAUUAUACUUGUUGGUUAAACUGGGGCAGUUGAGCUACCUGUACUAGUCAUAGCCCUGUAGCAAUUGCACAAAAUAAAUUAUAAACAAUUUAUUGAUUUUUCGGGACAUAACCACAAUUCGCUCAGUGAUUUUUGUGUUUAGGUGUUGGUACCUAAUUCAAGUUUUACGGCUAAUAAAAGGCGAAUUUGGCAAUUUCAUACUUUAUUUAGCUUGGGAUUGAAUAAAACGGCACAAAUUGGUCGAUUCGUCCUCAGUUGUUCGAGUUUUUGUCGUCACUGUCCAGACUGUAGGUCUCCGGUAGGGUUUUUGAUUUUUUGCAGUGUCGCCUCAAAAAUUUCGAAAUUCUUCCCGCCAAGCUGGGCCUGCGACUGUUCGAAGUUUUGCUCUCCAAACUGAGCGUGUUUUCCGAAAGCGUUUCGGUUUUAAUACUGGCCGUGUUUUCGUGUGGUUCCUCCUGCUUGUUGUAGUAGGGGUCCCACGAAGACAGGGGUACGAGGUACUCGUCGUUUUGUUGCACUAAGGUCGCCAGGUUGACCAUGGAGGGGCUUUCGCCCAGGUGGGAGCCGUCCCCCGGGAUGGCGAUGUCGUGCAUGUCCCAUUUGCUGGGUCUGCGCUUGAACGAGAGCCCAUCGCACCGCACUCGCACUAUUGUUAUCUCCGAAUCGGUGGGCUUGAUGUCGGAGGGGCUGAAAUAAUCGCCCUCGCUUAUUAACAUGUUGGGCUCUUCGAAUCGUAUGAAUUUGUCGCUGGUGGUAGCCGCACUGGAGUAGGCAUAUCUAUAAUUUAUGGGAGUCGACUGUUUAGAGACGUUGUAUUGACCCAACUUUUUACGAGCGUCGAUUAUGUCGUCGAUUUGUUUGUAGUUUUCGAACGAGUUCAGCAUUUUUACGUGGAAUUUUGCAUUGAGGUGUCAUUUGAGUGACUUUUGAGACGGGUUUGGCACGUUUUUAUUUAGCAACGGGGAAAAAUCCAAAUCCAAAAGCCCAAUUUUUGGACCCACCUCUCUCAACAUAAAAACCAAUCAAUAACAUCAGAAUAAAAAAAAUAAUUUAAAAAUACAAAAAUUAUUUUUUACAGCAAUUACUACAAAUUCUUUUGCUCCUUGUACACAAUGCAGUCAGUAAUUAUACCACUUUUACUUAAACUUAGAACUUGAACACUUUGAACUCAUAAUUAGUUAUUGUGUAAUAAAAUUUUAUUAUAAAUAAAACGUAACGAUGACUUAAGUGGUCAUAUUCCAGAGCUUUGGGCGUUUCUACUGUUAUAGUGUUCACAGUUUUAGAAGUAAAGUUGUAAUUUUUGUUGUUAAAAAAAAACAGUUUAUGGUCAUAAAAAAUUGCCCUUCUUGUGGGUUUUGAUCGCGAAUACUAAUCAAAAAUCAAAAACUCUAAUUUAAACACUGAUGGUCCCCAUUCGAUGAUUUUGUCUUAAUAGCAAUUACGGUAAUGUUUAUUGCGCCUUCUGUUCUUACUUAUUUUGCCCAAUACAUCAUUCAGGAUAAAAGAGGUAGUUAAUGGAAGUUAACGAUGUUUACAUUUUUUGCUGUCAUUUGAUCGGUGCUUAUGUUAAUCACAUGCGAGGAUUAUUAUUUAACUCAUAAUUACACGUGCAGCGAGUCAGUGGACCUAUAAUACACCAGGGGAUUCACGUAAAAUUAAGCGCCUCAGACACAUGAAAUUAUUUAUAAUUAUUAAUUAAUAUCGACAAUGUAUUGUGUGUUGCAUUUUCUUUUUGAAAGGCUCGUGGUUUUACGUUAAACGACCUGGUGGUAUAUAGGGUGAGCCAAGUAUAUUUUUUAUUUUUUUCGAAGCAUCUAAAAAUACUAAGUAAUUCUAUUAAGGGUAAUGAAAGUUUGCAAACGCUGGCUUGAGUAAACACCAUGAUUUAGCUUUGGAGUGAUUGACAUCAUCAUGACACGCGAAAAAUCACUUAUCAUAAUUAAACCGAAAUGACUGUUUACUGAAUUGGCUUUUAUUCAUUAUUAAAGUGUCAUUGUUUUUUUUUGUAUGAUAUUUUUUGGACUUAAUUUUUUUGUUUCUAAAUCCUACAGAAUUGAAAAAUAAAGUAUAUAUGUUCUGCUGCUGGAUUAAGACACGAAAUCGCUUAAAAAUAAAAUUAUGCUCUAUAAUAUAGCUAGGUUCCUUAUAAUAUACUACCGGGGGACUUAAAGAAAUAUUGGAAAGAUUUAAUUAUUUAUUUUAUUUUUUAUUUUAGAACUUUCGAAAUAAAGUGUAUAAAUUACCUUCUAAAUGUAUUACAGUGGAACUUUAGUAGUCCGGUGAUUCACAUAAUUUUAACCCUGUGGUUUUAUCUGCUGUUUUUGUUAUAUUUUUUUUAAUGAUUGUUUAAUUUCUGAAUUAUUUAUUGCUUAUUUAAAGUAGUUUGACCUAAAAACCAUGGCAUUAUCACAUUGGCAAGCUGCAGAAAACAAGAGGGUGGCCAAAAAUGUUAGAAUUGACGGCGCCAUCUGUUCAAAAUUCUUUGAAACGACAUUUAGUUGCCUUUCGAAGAGGGGAUGAAGUAUAGAAUUCAAUGAACUCCUAUGACAUAAUUAGUUCACUUCGCACCGUCGAGUAGUGCACUUGAACUCAACUACUUUCUAGCGCUCUCCAUAUUGACCUACAUCUACAAAAAUCACUUUCUAAUUCUCAAAAUAACCUAAGAUUUUUGACCAAGUAAUUGCUACGCAACGUACACGGAAUAAUUGG